Molecule: messenger RNA, 3873 nt
Organism: Penicillium brasilianum
Lineage: Eukaryota; Fungi; Ascomycota; Eurotiomycetes; Eurotiales; Aspergillaceae
Source: the annotation of a GenBank genome assembly
AUGGUUUCGACCAAAAGUCCCUUCUGUAGCCCAGCUCAAGUCAACUUCAGUCCAGAAACUGGAGGAAUAUUCCAAACUAAGAUGAAAGUCAUCAUAGCACAGUUGACCGACAUGAAUGUGGCACAGCUAGACUCAAUGCUUCAAUUGGUUCAAGACCAUACAGGCUGGCCCCACCCGCAUUCAGGUUGGUCAUUUGGAGACGUUUUUGCGAUUUUGAACAGCAUCUGUCCAGGAGAUGGAGUUGAGCAAGUACUGGACAGACUACUGCAUCGUUACAGUAGUCAUGAUGGAUUCAAAUGGAUCUUGUCGUGGUUAAUCGUGGCCGCGCGGCCAUUGACUCUGAGGGAAUUGGCCGGUUUACUAUGCUCGUACUAUGCCGAAGGCACCGAUCUGCAAGGUACAACAGAACUUGAUGCCAUGGCCCUGGAAACUGCUCAAUGGCAGUUGAAGGCUUGGCUGCGUGGUUUCAUUGAUUUAGAUCAGGAGCAAGUCACAUGCCGCAGCGACAUUCGCGAUAUAAUCUUGAACAGUACCUCAAGUCAAGUGCAGUUCCUUUGGCAACAGCUGCGACGUCCGGCCUAUCAGAACAUAGCUGAAUUCUGCAUUCGCCAGCUUCAAUGCCCUGAUACACUCAGGAGGCUACAGAAGCUUGAUGAGGAAUAUCAGAAUGUCCCUGGAUCUGAGGGGCAAGAAAGGCAGAUCGUCGCCCCACUGACCUCAGACGGAGUCGACGUUGUCUUCUACUUCAUCCAGUUCCUCCCAUUCCAUUUGACUCAGUGUCCAUCAGGGUAUGCCAGUGAGACAAUUGAAACUUUGUUGGAUGAAUCCACUUCUGGAUCCGAGCCCUCGAGGUUAUGGGCUAGGCUUUAUUGGGCCAUGACCAAUCCGUUCUUGCGACCACCCGGUAUCCUGGAUGCCAAUUCAGCAUUUCCAACAUUCUUUGGUCUUGAACUAUUUCCCUUCUCAAAAAUUUCCCCAAACAGUGAUUUGAGUUCUCUCUCACUGUUAGUGGCAGCCUUUAGUAAUCGUGGAGCAAGAGCAUCAGAGUUGUUGCAGUCUCAAUCUUUCUCGCACGGAACACUUCAAGAUGCCCUUGUAGGUUCUGUGAGUACAGGGGACGAGACAAGCGCUAUUAGGUUGGCUGAGUGCAUUCUUAAGUCCACUUCCGGGUCUGAAAGUGCCUCUGUCUUCCCGCCCUCGUUGUUAUGGGCCACUGCUUGGCUGGACCUAGCCUCAGUCGCUACGACAUUGUUGCAAAAUGGCUGCACCCCAGACCCGGUCUGGGAAUUUGCAGAUGUCACUCAGAAUCUUACGCCAUCGCCACUAUAUUUGGCUGCCGCUCUGAAGCAUUCAUCCAUGGUCAAGGUGUUACUUGAUCACGGUGCGAGGAUGGACGUGGUAAGGCAAGGGAAACCGCUCACCCCGGUUAAUUUUGUCGUCCUUCAUCAGAAACUCUGGAGCGAGUUUUGCGAGCAUGACAGCUCUUGUCUGCGUCAGGAAAUGCAGCUGGGUCCAUUUCAUGGAGCGGCCACUUGGGGGAGUUGGUGGUCGAUCCCCAGAUUGUUGGAGCAAGACAAUAAUACCGAUCUCAACGCGGUCCUAACGCACUCGGACUACGCCUCGGACAUGACCCCGUUGGUGAGCGCUUGCUGGUCGUCCUAUCCACGAACUGUGGAAGCACUGUUGCAGGCCGGCGCAGAUCCUAAUCUGCGUGCUUCCUGGAGCCCGUUGUGGCUGAACGCGGUCUGGCACCCCAAUGCAGAAUUGGUCAAGUGUCUCUUGCGUUAUAAUGCGGAUCCUAAUCACGAACAGCUUGGGACUCCACUUCUCUGGGAGCUUGUGUGGUCACAACUGAAGGAUCAUGACAUUCUGAGAAUGGAAAACUUACUCCUUGAUAACGAUCCACCCGUCGAUAUUGAUGCCAAAACCUCCUGGGCCGGUCAGACGGCGCUGAUGGGAGCUUGUGGCGUUGGUCGUCUCUCUUUGGUGACCUGGCUCUUGAGCCGAAAUGCCAAUAUCAGCAUUCUGGACAAUGACGAAGAGAGUGCUCUACAUUAUGCUGUUCGUGCCGGACAUUUCGACGUUGCCCAGGAGCUGAUCAUAAGGCAUCCAGACCUUGUCACCACCGAGCAAGCGGCGCAGCCCCUUUUGAUAUGGGCUCGCGGGUUGCCCAAGAUGACGCUGAUUAAUGCGGCGACAGUAGAUGGUCUUGAAGAGGUCAUGGAGAUUCUAAUGGAGCGGAAGGUCGAUCUACACCAUCGCGACAAGCGGGGAGCGACCCCGAUAUGCGAUGCCAUUGACUACAGCAGGAAUGCACGCAUUCUACGCCUAUUGAUCGACAACGGUGCUAAUCUUCAAGACACCGUGGAGGAGAGUGGUAGUAGCCUUCUGCACCUUGGCGUCAAUUCGACUCCCGAAGUUUUGCGAAUCCUGCUAGAGUAUACCAAAGAAUUGGACCUGAACCGGAAGAACAAUCUCGGACGGACCCCCCUUUUGGCCGCAAGCACAAAGGCCGACAUUGAGUGUCUGAGAUUGUUGGUCAAUGCAGGAGCAGAUAUCAAUAUUGUUGACGAACGAGGGGAGACUGCUUUGCAUAACACCAUUCAUUGGAACCUGCCCGACCUUCGUGAUUUGCUGCUAGCACAGCGAGAUGUCGAGGUCAAUAUCUCUUCUCCGUACACUGGAUCCCCCCUUCACUUAGCUUGUAGAAAGGGCCAACUUGAAAGCGUCACAUUGUUGCUCGAUCUCGGUGCUGAUAUAUAUCAGCUAAAUACUGCGACAAUGUACUGCUCCCCGUUAGUGGCAGCACUGCUUCAAGAGAGAUCCGAGAACGAGAGCGACGAUGAUAUAUCCUCACAGUUACAGAUAGUCCGCCUGCUCAUCAACCACGGGGCCGAUGUGCACCAGAUUGGGCGGGGGGCGUUCUACAGUCCGCUGGCGGCAGCGUGCUUUGGCGCCACUUCCACUGCCAUAGAUCUCCUCCUUGACGAGGGUGCCUCGCCCGAGAAUCCCGACCCGAUUUCUGGCCGACUACCGCUCCACUUUGCCGCUGGAAGCGGUAUCGACAAUUUCCAGGUUAUUCUACACGCCACACGCACGGACGUGACUGUGAGUGAUAGAUUCGGCAAGAACGCCCUACACUGGGCAGCGCAGUACGGUCACGUCCGCACUGUGUAUCAUAUUCUCAACCUACUGAGCACUCCGUUGCAACAUACCCAGGCACUAGCGCAGGCGGAUUGUGACGGCUGGACACCCUUAUGCUGGGCCGUCCGCCCUAUCACGACCGGCGUCUGCGACCUGGCUCACUGCGAACCGCGAAACUACCCGGAAACUGUCCGGUUGCUACUGCAAUACGGGGCAGAUCGGAGUGUCCUGGCUCGCUGGGGCGAUAUGACCCUUACUCCAUUGGAGAUGGCCCAGCGUUUUGACGCCGAUAUGGCAGUCAUUGAACUUCUUCAGCCAGACUCGGAAGACACAGACCUCCCACAGGAACCGAGGCAAAGCCCUUUACGAAAGUUCAAAUCUGGCACCGAAAUCUGUGAUAUCUGCCUUGGGCCUAUGUUUGGCCACGCAUACCGGUGCAGCUCCUGUCCGGACUUUUACGUCUGCACCAAAUGUUAUCCUAUCGCUAGCAACUUCCACCCCCGCGAGUUUCCGAACGACACACGAGAACACAUUAUCUCUCUCGGCCCGGAUAGUAAAGAGUUUGAAGACCCAGAAGAGCAGGCACCCGAUCUACCAGAUGUCGAUCUCACCGCUAGUGUGGAUGCCGUGGUGGCUCAAGCUUCUGUCAACGAGGGUACCCUGGAUAUUGUUGGGGAUGCUGACGACGACUUACAGGAAAUGGCAUUGGGAAGUGAUGGCUCUUUCUAG